This is a messenger RNA of Arvicola amphibius (Eurasian water vole), 4773 nucleotides long. RefSeq names its product junction mediating and regulatory protein, p53 cofactor (gene Jmy). The transcript has 11 exons. The coding region runs from base 431 to 3358 and encodes 975 amino acids. NCBI's taxonomy places the organism in Eukaryota, Metazoa, Chordata, Mammalia, Rodentia, Cricetidae. The record is from RefSeq and is a predicted model, not a curated record. Gene Ontology annotation, cellular component: nucleus; cytoplasm. Gene Ontology annotation, biological process: intrinsic apoptotic signaling pathway by p53 class mediator; 'de novo' actin filament nucleation; positive regulation of apoptotic process. Gene Ontology annotation, molecular function: Arp2/3 complex binding; actin binding; transcription coactivator activity.
GUCACAGCCGAAUGGCAACAUUGUGGCGAUGCUAAGACGCAGAGUUUAGGAGUCGGCUCUCUGGUUCCGGCUGGCUCGGCGCGGUCGGCGGGAGGCAGAGCGGCGGCGGGGCGAUCGGCCCCGGUGAGCGCGGACGCGCGCCUCGGCGCAUCACAUCACGCAGCUCCCGCGACUCAGGGCGGCCCGGCGGCCCUGGGCCCGGCACUGCAGUAGCGAGCGGCUUGUAAACAGAUCCGGCCGCACGUGACUAUGUGAACUACCUGCUCCGGGCCGCGUAUUGUCUCUUCGGAGAGUCGCGCCACAAAGGAGGCGGUGGGAGAGCGGCCGGAGCGCUAAGAUGGCUGAAGGCGCUCGGCAAGGGUGAGCUGGGGGCGCGGCCACCGCGGAGACUCGGCCGGGCGGCCCCCCUCGGCCGGCCACUGGAGCUACCAUGUCGUUCGCGCUGGAGGAGACGCUGGAGUCCGACUGGGUGGCGGUGCGGCCCCAUGUAUUCGACGAGCGCGAGAAGCACAAGUUCGUGUUCAUUGUGGCCUGGAACGAGAUCGAAGGCAAGUUUGCCAUAACCUGCCACAACCGGACGGCCCAGAGGCAGAGGAGCGGUUCCCGGGAACAGGCGGGGACUCCUGUGCCAGAUGGGAGUCGCGGGCCCGGCAGCCCGGCGACCCGGGGCCGACCCGAGGCCGCUGCCUCUGCCACGGCGCUCCGGAGCCCUGGGCCGCGGAAGAGCCCGGCGUGGGCCGAGGGUGGCUCUCCGCGCAGCGCGCGCAGCCCGAGGGGGAAUCCUCUCCGGGGUCCGGCCGGCAAAGGACCGGAGAGUCCCCUCCGUAGCCCCGCGCGGGCCAAGGCCAGCCCGCUUCGCAGAGGCGCGGAAUCCCGGGAUGCGGCCGCCGCUGCCACGCCAGCCCCGCCGGCGCCCCCGGUGUCGUCGGUGCGGGUGAUGAGUGCCUGCGGGGCGGUCUCCGAGGAGAUCGAGGUGCUGGAAAUGGUGAGGGAGGACGAGGCGCCACCGCCGCACCCCGACGCGGAGCGGCCGCAGUCCGCCGCGGAGCUGGAGUCACCGGCUGAAGAGUGCAGCUGGGCCGGGCUCUUCUCCUUCCAGGAUCUGCGGGCCGUGCACCAGCAGCUGUGCUCGGUGAACUCACAGCUAGAGCCGUGUCUGCCGGUGUUCCCCGAAGAGCCGUCCGGCAUGUGGACGGUGCUGUUCGGGGGCGCCCCCGAGAUGACCGAGCAGGAGAUCGACGCUCUGUGUUACCAGCUCCAGGUUUACCUGGGCCACGGCCUGGACACGUGCGGCUGGAAGAUACUUUCCCAGGUGCUCUUCACCGAGACCGACGACCCCGAGGAGUAUUACGAAAGCCUCAGCGAGCUGCGGCAGAAGGGCUACGAAGAGGUGCUUCAGCGGGCAAGGAAGCGCAUCCAGGAGCUCUUAGACAAGCACAAGACUAUAGAGAGCAUGGUGGAGCUUUUGGACUUGUAUCAGAUGGAGGAUGAAGCCUACAGCAGCCUUGCAGAGGCCACAACUGAACUCUACCAGUAUUUACUUCAGCCAUUCCGAGACAUGCGAGAGCUUGCCAUGCUGCGAAGACAGCAGAUCAAGAUUUCCAUGGAGAAUGAUUAUCUGGGACCUCGAAGAAUUGAGAGUCUACAAAAAGAAGACGCUGACUGGCAGCGGAAAGCUCACAUGGCUGUGUUGUCUAUCCAGGAUCUCACUGUCAAAUAUUUUGAAAUAACAGCUAAAGCACAGAAAGCUGUGUAUGAUCGGAUGCGAGCAGAUCAGAAGAAAUUUGGCAAAGCAUCGUGGGCAGCAGCUGCAGAACGCAUGGAAAAACUCCAGUAUGCAGUUUCUAAGGAGACUUUGCAAAUGAUGAGAGCUAAAGAGAUUUGUCUGGAACAGAAGAAACAUGCAUUGAAAGAAGAGAUGCAAAGUUUGCAGGGAGGUACAGAAGCUAUAGCUCACUUGGACCAGCUUGAAGCUGAUUACUAUGAUCUGCAGCUUCAGUUGUAUGAAGUGCAGUUUGAAAUCUUGAAGUGUGAAGAGUUACUUUUGACUGCACAACUGGAGAGCAUCAAAAGACUUAUAUCAGAAAAGAGAGAUGAAGUGGUGUACUAUGACACUUACGAGAGCAUGGAGGCCAUGCUGGAGAAGGAGGAGACGGUGGCAUCUGUGCAAGCACAGAGGGAAGAGCUCCAGAAACUGCAGCAGAAGGCACGCCAGCUAGAAGCAAGAAGGGGGCGCGUCUCAGCCAAGAAAGCCUACCUCAGAAAUAAAAAGGAAAUUUGUAUCGCAAAACACAAUGAAAAGUUUCAGCAGCGUUUUCAGAGUGAAGAUGAAUAUAGAACCCAUCACACAGCACAACUAAAGAGAGAAAAAUUACACGAUGAAGAGGAAAGGAAAAGUGCCUGGGUUAGCCAGGAGAGACAGAGGACCCUGGAUAGACUUAGGACAUUCAAGCAGAGGUACCCUGGGCAAGUCAUCCUUAAAUCAACAAGAUUAAGAGUGGCUCAUGCGAGAAGAAAAAGUACAGCAAGUCCUGGGCCCUGUGAGGAACAGUGUGACUCUCUACCCGGAGAGCUGCAGGGAGAGGAGAAGACCGAAGUGGGAGAAGGAAGAAGCAUGCUUGGGUCUUCACAGACGGCAGAACCCCAGAGCCUUGUCCAUCUUGAAGACACUUCAUCAGUACAACUUGAAGCCCCUUCAUUACCUCCCAGUGCUGUUACCUCUGAACUGCCGCCUCCCUCAUCACUCCCACUUGUGACUAGUAAUGACCUCAAACCAUCUUCUGCUACAGCAGAUCCACUCCCACCCCCUCCCCCUCCAACACCUCCCCCUCCCCCUCCACCCCCACCUCCACCUCUGCCUGUCGCAAAGGACAAUGGUGCCACCAGCACUUCAGAGACACUGGAGAAAGAUGCACUUAGAAAGGAGGGUUGUGAGAAGAGGAUCCCAAAGUCAGCCAGCGCCCCCUCAGCACAGCUCUUCGAUAGCAGCCAGCUGGUCAGUGCCCGGAAGAAGCUCCGGAAGACAGCUGAUGGUUUGCAGCGGAGGAGAGUGAGUUCGCCCAUGGAUGAGGUGUUAGCAUCUUUGAAGCGUGGUAGUUUUCAUCUGAAAAAGGUUGAACAGCGGACUCUGCCUCCUUUUCCUGAUGAAGAUGAUAGUAACAAUAUCUUGGCGCAAAUAAGGAAAGGGGUAAAAUUGAAGAAGGUUCAGAAGGAAGUUCUGAGAGAAUCCUUCACACUUCUGCCUGAUACAGACCCUUUGACACGGAGCAUCCAUGAAGCUCUAAGAAGAAUUAAAGAAGCAUCCCCAGAGUCAGAGGACGAGGAGGAGUCUUUACCUUGCACAGACUGGGAGAACUAGCAGGUGACUUAACAGAAAGAAGAAAAAUACCCACGGAUUAAGACUGGUUCUGAUUCUUUUGGGAAAAAGUUUAAGCUCUUGGUCCCAAAAUUGAAUUCCAUUCAUUGCUAAGUAUUCUGGCAAAGUGGUAUGAAAAAGAAGCACAAUUGGAGGAUAUUACUGUUCAGUCACUCUCACUGGGAGCGGUGACAUCAGUUUUCUAUGUGCAAUGUUCCUGACUGCCUUGUGAAGGCCUCCUGGAGACAGACGGCUGCUCCUUACACACCUCUUCCCGCCCACCCUUUCACAACCUCAUAGUGGCCAAUUACACAAGGGGUCACUAUGAAUUAGAAGAACCCUGGGCUGGCAGAGUUCUACUGUGUGAGCUGCUUUGGGAGUCAUCUUUCAGUGCACCGAGAAGAUAUCUGCUGAAGCUCAGCUGCUUCCACAUCAGCUUCUAGAAAUAGAGUGACAUGCUAAAGAAGACAUUUAUCAUGGUAGUCACAGUCAGGAAUGAAAAGAAAACCGCAUGGAACGCACUUAAAAAUCCCCACAUUUUUCAUCUCCAGAGAUAUUCAGUGUCUGAGAAGCCAAUGGAGAUAGACCUAGUAAUGUGUGCACCAAAACACAACACAUUUAAUAAGGCAUAUUUUUAAGAGGCCACAGUCUUACAUUUUGUAAGAGUUUGAAGUUAAAAUUUCCAUGCUUUUAAAAUAGCAUUUCAUAAUUCUGAAUUUAGAAUAGUUUGAAUUUUAUGUGCACCCUGUUGAUGAGAAGCAGUUCUUCGUAAUUUGAUAAUGUUUCAAAUUAUUUUUAGUCUUUUUGUUUGAACUACUGCUUGAUUACUAUAACUCAUGACUUUCCUAUUGAGAAUCAAAAAUCAGGAUUCAACAGUAGGGUUACAGAUGACAGCUGUUUGUAUCGUGCACCAGUUUUAAGUUUUUAUUGUUAUGAUCCAUGGUGAAGCGCGUGUGUUCAGUAAAGGUCCAGAAGGCAGCCAUUCCCGAAAACCUGCAGCUGGCAUUUCACUAUUUUCUUAUGCUUUGGAUAGAACAUUGAUAGCAUUCGUUGCUGUCACUAAAUCUUGAAACUUACAUACAUAGUUGUAGUACUGACUUAGCUGUAUCGUACAGGGUCCAUUUAUGAAUGGAGCUGUCUUGGAUUGUCAGUUUACUGCACGGUGUAGUGUGUGCUAAUGAUGGAGACAGAUCCUCGCUUUAUAAGGAGGAAUUGAAAUCUAAAAAGAACUUCAUUCCCAGAAAGUUCUUCGCCAGCUUAGCUCAGAAACCACCCUGAAGUGAGAGCACGUCAUUGUCCACAAAUGGCUUCUUCUAGAAACACAGCUUUUCUUCUUGUCAAUAUUGAGAGAUAUUUUUCUUUAAUUAUGGAAAAAAUUCUGGUAACAGGUUAAAGUAAACCAAAUCUUUGCACUUGAA